Molecule: messenger RNA, 2617 nt
Organism: Dipodomys ordii (Ord's kangaroo rat)
Lineage: Eukaryota; Metazoa; Chordata; Mammalia; Rodentia; Heteromyidae
Gene: Sprtn
Product: SprT-like N-terminal domain
Exons: 4
Coding region: 1-1275 (424 amino acids)
Biological process (GO): DNA repair
Cellular component (GO): nucleus
Molecular function (GO): metalloendopeptidase activity; polyubiquitin modification-dependent protein binding; single-stranded DNA binding
Source: RefSeq, a predicted model, not a curated record
AUGAACAUAAAAUGUUGUGAUGUUUGCAGGUGCGCUGGAAUUUGCCUCUACGAAGGAAGAGGUGGAAUGUGCUCUAUCCGUCUCAGCGAACCCCUCUUAAAGUUGAGACCAAGAAAGGAUCUUGUAGAGACCCUCCUGCAUGAGAUGAUACACGCCUACUUGUUUGUCACUGAUAAUGAUAAAGACCGGGAAGGACACGGUCCCGAGUUCUGUAAACACAUGCGUCGUAUCAACAACCUGACCGGAGCCAAUAUAACGAUCUACCACAGUUUCCAUGACGAGGUGGAGGAGUACCGGAGGCACUGGUGGCGCUGUGAUGGGCCGUGCCAGUACAGGCAGCCCUACUACGGCUAUGUCAAGCGUUCCACCAACAGGGCACCCUCCUGCCACGACUACUGGUGGGCGGAGCACCAGAAGACCUGCGGAGGCACAUUCAUAAAAGUCAAGGAACCCGAGAACUACUCCAGGAAAGGCAAAAGGAAGGGGAAGGUAGACCAACAGCCAGGCUCUGCAGUGGAGAACAAAGGUGAGCCCCCGGGAAGGGCGGCCCUGCCGCUGGUCCCCUUCAGUGGGAAAGGGUAUGUUCUCGGGGAGACGCGCCCACUCCCAGCUGUCGUGACACCCACCGCCUCACGCACCAUUUGUGAAGAAGACUCAGGCCACUCAGGUCUGGAUAGGACAGCAGAUGUGCGAAGACCUGACUCCGGCACCCGCGUCCGCGUGGAGUUGGACCACGGGGGUUCCUCCAGCAGCACGCCCCAGCUGGCCACCCCACUCCCCAGCGCCACUUUCCAGAGCGUGCUGAGCAGCUACUUCCCACAGAAGGCCUUCCGCAGCGUGCCCGUGCCCACGCCCUCACUCAAGAGCGGGGCCCCUGCCGCCACCCCCCGGACCCCAAGAAAUCCCUCCAAAGCCGGGCCAUCGGCCUCUGUGGCUGUGUCCCAGAAAGGCCGUGGGGGUGAAGACCUCCCAUUCACAAACAAACGACCCAGGCUGGAGGCCAAGACAGCAUUUGACCACUUUUUUAUCAAGAAGGAGCAAGUUCCCCACGGGCCUGGUGACGCAGAGAGAAGUUGGAGCCCAGGAGCCUCCACACCGGCUGCCAGCCACUCCUGUGGUCAGAGCCCAGUGGUCAGCUGCCCCGUCUGUCAGGAGGACGUGGCGGAGACGCAGAUCAAUGAGCACCUGGACUUGUGUCUGGAAGGGACAACGGGGAGGUCUGAGGCCGCGGGGUCUGAGAUGGGGCGGGGCUCGCCGUGGCCCGAGGUUCUGUGAUGGCAUCUGUCCCGUCUGAGCGUGCCAGGGUGGCCCUGGCCACAGGAGCCCCUCACCUCAGGGGGCCCCAGACAUACAAGUUGUGGACACUGCCAGACCCCAUUCCGGAGAGCAGCCGUCCCUUUCGGCGAACCACACUUGGCCUGUGCUCGCCUCCGCCCGGCCCGCUAUGAUGUGCACAAGACGGUGUAGAUGUCUUUCCUCCUCACUCCUCUCAGAGCUUUCCACUUGUGUCGGGGUCCUUGGGGGGUGCCUUCCUUCCUGUGCUUACAUCUGCCCCCCGAGCGCCAGUCACCACCAUGCCCUCAAGCAUCGCUCCGGGCACACACACUGCCCCAGCGCAUACGCAGCAGGGCCCUGCCGUUGUCGUUUAGGGUACUCAGGUUUUCUUGGGUCUUUUUCUUUCAAAAUCAUAACAGGAAAUUUUCUAUAUUUUAAAGAAUUUUCUACCUUUCCAAGAGGUGGCGGCAGAUUUUAAAGAAUUUUCUACAUUUUACAGUUAUUUUAAAGAUAAUUCUCUUCCACCUGCACUGAAGGUAGAGGUAGAAGGAAUGGAGCAGGGGAAGUCUAUUUUGGGGUGUUAUUAAGAACAGCCUCGCUAGCUCUGCAGACCAUGUUUUACACCAACUUUAGCUGUUGCCUGAGUUGAGCCACAUGAGUGGCAAAGGCUGGGGCUGAGCGGAGGUGUGUGGACCUGGCAUCCUGCCCGGUCAGGAGCAGCAGUGGUGGGGCCCCAGUAUGGCUGCCUUGCCACUGCUCACUUCCCCUGUGUGGCAGCUCUGUCUCCCCACUGCCUUCGCUCCCUUCUGUGUUCUUUCACUGCUGCAAGGUAAUUUAUACUCAGGGAGGGGUGCAAGUCUCCAGUGUGAACUCGUGAGCUCAACUUCCUCCACAGUGCUCACCUUUUCUCUGCUCCCCAAGGUCCUGUGGCCGUGCUGUUCCCGAGGUCUCCACGUCUCACUGCAGGGAGCAGCUGCUAUGGUUUCGCCUGCUUUUUGCACUUUAAAAAUCAGUGCCUUUGCUGCCCCAUCCAUCCCUCUGCAGUGCUUCAUUCACACGAACCGGCCACUGAGUGGCUCAGUUUGGAGGGGUUGUGGGUGGGGCUGUAGGAAGCUCCCCCCUCGUUUCUGUGGGUACACAGGGAUGGUGCUGGCUCUCGGGGCUAAUGUUUGUUCCUCCCCUCCCAGCAGUACAAAUAUCUGUGGCUCAGUGAGCAACAGUUCUGAUGUUUCUUAGAACAUGCAGUUAAUAGUAUUAAAUAAUUACAUGACUAUUGGAAUGUGUGUUGAAUAUGUGCCAUUAUACUUUUACCUGUUUAAUAAGUUAUUUGCAAUAAAAUAGU